AUGAGCUCUUACUAUGGCAACUACUAUGGAGGUCUGGGCUAUGGCUUUGGAGGCCUAGGCUAUGGCUGUGGCUCCUUUCGAGGCCUAGGCUGUGGCUAUGGCUCUGGCUAUGGUGGCUAUGGUGGCUAUGGAUAUGGCUACUAUAGGCCAUGUUACUAUGGAAGAUACUGGUCAUCUGGCUUCUACUGA
Molecule: messenger RNA, 189 nt
Organism: Nannospalax galili (Upper Galilee mountains blind mole rat)
Lineage: Eukaryota; Metazoa; Chordata; Mammalia; Rodentia; Spalacidae
Product: keratin-associated protein 20-1-like
Exons: 1
Coding region: 1-189 (62 amino acids)
Source: RefSeq, a predicted model, not a curated record